AGGCACUCUGCUUAGAGGCUGUGUGCGCUGGGGUGGGGGCAGCUCUGUCGCUGAGUCAUGCGAUAGGAAGGGGGGCCUUUUCAUUCUCACACACAUCCUCUCUCUCCUGAUGUCACAAAUCUAUUCUUCAGUGGGAGAAUUGAUUAGCAUUCAUCGGGAGCCUUUGCAGGGGAGAAAGAAAGGGAGGUUGGGAAAGCAAGACAGUGGAGGCAAAGGGGAAAACCGGUGACCGCGGAGCUGGCUCUUUCCCGUCCAGGCUGCAUUGAAACUUUAAGCACAAUCGAGGGGAAGAAUGGGUAUUUUAUAACUGGGAUCCUCGGUGACGUAUGGCUGACUGUUCCCUGGCAGAGAUCUUUAUGGACCUGUAGCAGAGUGAAAUUGAAGGCAUCUGGGAAGGGACCUUAAUCUACUGUAGAGGAGAACAGAGCCCCUCAAUCACUGGCGCUGUAAAUAAGAGACGGAGGGGAGUCAGAAAGGGAAUAGUGGAGGGGGGGCACGCCUUGUUUGGGGGGGAGUGGGGUAAAAAGCAUUUUUGGUGGAUGGUAUGAAGCCAGCCAUGGAAACUGCAGCGGAGGAAAAUACAGAACAAAGCCAAGAGAAAAAAGGUUGCUUUGAAUGCUGCAUCAAAUGUCUGGGAGGAGUGCCCUAUGCUUCCCUCGUGGCCACCAUUCUCUGCUUCUCUGGAGUGGCUUUGUUUUGUGGCUGUGGACACGUUGCCCUCGCUGGGACCAUAUCCAUUCUGGAGCAGCACUUCUCCACAAAUGCCAGUGACCAUGCCAUACUGAGUGAGGUGAUACAGCUGAUGCAGUAUGUCAUCUAUGGAAUCGCAUCCUUUUUUUUCUUGUAUGGGAUCAUUCUGUUGGCAGAAGGCUUUUACACCACUAGUGCAGUGAAAGAGUUGCAUGGGGAGUUUAAAACAACAGCCUGUGGCCGGUGCAUCAGUGGAAUGUUUGUUUUCCUCACCUACGUGCUUGGAUUGGCCUGGCUUGGGGUCUUUGGCUUCUCGGCUGUGCCUGUCUUUAUGUUCUAUAACAUAUGGUCAACUUGCGAAGUCAUCAAAUCCCCUCAGACAAAUUCAACAGCAUCAGGGAGCCAGAUCUGUGUGGAUAUCAGGCAAUAUGGUAUCAUCCCUUGGAAUGCCUUGCCAGGCAGGGCAUGUGGCUCAACCCUAGAGAGCAUCUGCAACACCAAUGAGUUCUAUAUGUCCUAUCACUUGUUCAUCGUAGCCUGUGCUGGAGCUGGUGCCACUGUGAUUGCACUGAUCCACUUCCUCAUGAUACUGUCUUCUAACUGGGCUUACUUAAAGGAUGCAAGCAAAAUGCAGGCCUACCAGGAUAUCAAAGCAAAAGAAGAACAGGAACUUCAGGAUAUCCAGUCUCGGUCAAAAGAACAGCUCAAUUCUUACACAUAAAUGUUUGCCAGAGUAUCUCAGCAGAAGAAUUUAUAGCUCUGACAAAUCAUCAAACGGCUGCUCUGCAGUACAGAUGUAUAUCCACCAAACAAACUAAUAUAGAAGUACAAAAACUUCACUGUCAAGCUCCUGGGACUUGUUUCUAGGAAAACUUUCCACUGGGUAAAUCUUUCUUCCUUUAGAACAGAUAUUGGAGGUUUCAUGUCAGCCAUUUUAAAAGGCAACACUUUUGACACAAUGAUUGUUUACCCUUUUGAGAUUAAUGGCAUUCCCACAUUUCACUUUGCCUCUGUUGGUGUGGUCACUGUAACAAUGGGAAUCAGUCAUGCUCUUUUGUAGGAGCUCUCAACUUUCCGGCAUUAGGAAGUUUACCUAUAUACAUGGAAAUAAAUGCCAAUAGUUACCUACCUACCAAGUUCCAUUUCUGAUAGCUGACAUUUGUUAAAUUUUGGCUCUUGUAAAUUUUUCAUAAGGUGACUAAAUUUAUUCUCUCCUAGUGAGCUGGCUUUCUGAUUUGUCCACAUACAGGACACAUUAAUUCCCUGAGCCAGUCAGAAGGCAGCUAUUCAGACAUGCCUCGAUGAGCCACUGUAAUUCUGCCAUACUUACUGCCGGAACAACCUAGAUUCUCAUUCAUGGGGAAGCCCUGUAGAAUUUGUUUUAUACAUCAUUCAGUUUUAAUAAAACAGUGUGACCCAGUAAUGGUUUUUUUCUUCCUAAAUGCCAGCUUUGCCUUAAUGUAAAUUUCUUCUAAAUUUCUAAGAAUUUAUAUAAGAGGGAGAUGCCCAUGACUUCUUCAUGGUACCUUAUUUCAAAAAUUUCCUUUCUUAAUUAAGAAGUGUUACCUUAUUAAAAUGACCACCAUCAAAAACCAUUCAUAGAUGGUCUAGAUAGUGAGUUUGAAGUUUCAUACCAGCUAUCUAAAAUAAAAUUACAAGUAGACCACAGACCUCCUGCUUUUCUAGAACUUGAAACCUAAAUUAGAAUUUAUAUUUAUUUUGCUUUCCUUAAACAAAUCUUAGUUAUGACUCCACAAUAAUGAAGUUGGAUGUUCAGCAAGAAAGCUGCUAGAGUUUAAGCCAUUUAACAGAAACUUGCCUUCAAAAUCAUUGUGUUUCAGAAGCAUUAAGUGAUUAUUGGAUAUUAGUGAUGGUAAAUUUUGUGUUGUUCUUUAUGAAAUGAUAAAUAUAGCUGUUGGGUAUAUCAGUGCUUUUUAAGAGAAGCUACAUAAUAUAAAGUUAACUCCUGUAUAUUCAUGUUUAAAGUUAACUUGUGGUUUGACUGUUUCCUGGAUAUUAAAACACAUACCUAUGUGAAAAUGUAUAAAAAUGAAAGGAAGCAUACAUUUACUUAGAAGCUAUUAAAACUGAUCUUUUAUCAGGUACUACAUUUCAUUUGGAUCAUUAAAUUUAAUUAAAUGCUUACAAUGCUUAAUUUAACCCUUUUUACAUUGGGGGAAGCUCUCUUCUAUGUAGAGCAAGUGACAGAAUAACUUAAGUGUUUGUUUUCCUGUUGCAUGAAGGAGACUUAAAUAUUUUUCACAGCAGUGCAGGUGCUGUCAUAUAGUCCAGUGUUCUCAUAGAAGAGUAAUGGAAGCAAUGUCUUAAAGCCUAAUUCUUUUUCUAAGUCUAGGUAGCUAUUACCAGGAGUUUUUGAAAGUUUUGUUUUAAGUAGUCUAAUAUUUUUUAUGUAAAGAUCAUUAAAUUUUGCUAUGUAUAAAUUUUUGUAACCUAACAGUGAAUCAAUAUUUUCUAUCAGUGCCAAGGGCUUCCUGUAGUUAUAUUCAAGUGUUACAAUAAAUAUUUGUAGAUAAUAGAGCCAACAUGUGUAUGCUUAUUUUAAGAUUUUAUCUAGGCAAAAAUAGUUAUGGCUGUACUGAUAGUAAUAAAAUAAAAUUAUAGCUUCCUUCAUUUGGUGUUUUAGCAUACAUAAACAUUUUUUGACUGUCUUUGGAAUGGCUAUCUUAAAGUAAUAUCAUAACUUAUUGUAUUGAAAUUUCAUACUAAUUAGUUAACAAAAUGUUUGUUGGAGGGUUGCAUGUUUUGGUAAAAAUAAUAUUUAAAGUAAGAAUAAUUGAAAAGAGCUCUGUAACUCACUGGAUUGUUUUGCAAAAGCUGCAUUUGCUAUAUAUCUCAUAGUUCCAUGGAACUAUAAAUUUUUCAAAUGACAUUUCAGUGGAAAUUACUUAUGUUAUCAACAGUGUUAGAGGACAUAUGCUUAGAGACUAACGGGGCCUAGACUUUUAUUACAAGACUUGCUACUGACUUGGUGAAAGGACCUCAGGAAGGAACAGUUUGUCUUUUGAAACUGUCUUAAGGUGCUUCAAAGUUAUGUAUAUUUAUAAUAUACUAUUGUUAUAAUGCAUUUAAUACAUUCCUCUAUUAUAUAACACAUUUAACUUUUACAAAUCCUAGGAACAUCAAGUCCGUAAACAGAGUGAAAAGAAAUGUUAUGAGUGGGUUCUUUUGUUUGUUUUUUAAUCAUGGGCUAAUAUGUAACAGGAAUGAACAGUAAGUUAAUUCAGUGAGGUUUUAUUUAUACUUUUAACCACGAUUAUGAUUACCUGACAGUAAGUGUAUAUUUGAAGACUUUUAGUAUAGUCCCAAGUCAGUAUUUUACAUAAUGAUACUUGUAACCCAGGCUUAAGGGUCAAACUGACAUAUUCUUAUUUGUACAUCUAUUGUGAAGCAUGAUCAAUUAAUACAUUAAUUGUUCUUCCCCUUGCAACCCUAACUCUGAAUCUUCUCAUCAGCUCUGACACAAAAGGUCCUAUAGUGUAUAUAUUAUAAGCACCCUAAUUAUAUUUUAUACCUUCCUAAGUCCUCUCAUAAAAUUAAAUCUCUUGAAAUUGAAUAUAAUUUAUUUUAAAAUUUUAACCAUUUAUACCUUGGGAAACUUGAAUUAAUAGCAACUAGUAGCAAGCAAAGAACUAUUCCUUCAAAACUGUGAAUGGUAUAAAUGAGUAGAUCUGAAAUUGAAAAUAAGACCUCAAACUAUUUCAGCCGUUCUGUAGACAUUCUGACAAAUACUGCCACUCAUCUAGACACAGAUAACUGCUUCUGAAAGCCUUUUAAUAGAGCAUGCUGUUUCACAUGUUUUAAUUUUUCAAUACAUGCAUCAAUAUUUUUCUAAUUACUGCAGUUUUCUACAUAUCCGAAGUAGAUGGAUGAUUCAUUCUUUAUGAAAUUUCGCAUAUUAUAAAUUUAUGCUAGGGUGUUUUUUUAAUGACCAUUUUAAAAAAUCUGACUGAUUUCCCUUUACGAGAAGAAAGGCAGUGUGGCAUAGUAGAUAGCCAGGAGUCAAAAUGACCUGGCUGUCCAUUGCCACAUACUAUAGGUGACUCUGAGCAAAUCAUUUAACUUUUCUCAGAGAGGCAACUCUCUGAACUGCAGAGCAGUUGCUCAUCCGCACUGAUAGAGGGAAUUUCCUCACUGGAAGUUCCCUAGGCCAAUGAAAUCACAGAUCUGAACACCCAACAAACAAAAAACAACUUUCCCAUUAAGCUCUGAGCAAAAUAAAACACAGCAGUAUUAACUUUUCAGUAACUUUACUAUAUUGCAUACUUACAAUGGAAAACUGAUUUUUCUACAAUUUUGAUGUUCUCUGGAAGAAUUAACUUCUUUUCACCUAACAUUAUACACUAAACAUUAAAAACACAGUUUCAGGUUGUAUAAAUUGCCUGAAAAGGUUAUAUACCUUUUCUCUAAAAAGUUACAGGGAUAGGGGAAACAUACCUUUUUAGAAAGAAAACAAGGUAAUUUGUUUGCUAAGGUUACGGGUCUUGAAAGCUCAACUGAUUAACGAAAAGUUAAUGUUUCACUGAAUUAUUCACUGCAGACAGGAGAUGAUUUAACUUGUGUGCUUAAGUCUUGUAACAAAUAUUAGUCCUGCAUAUGAAGGGAAAGUUACUUUAAGAAAAAUGGAAACAUUAUUUUAACAGUGAGGCAAAAUGUUUCAAUAACUUUACCAAACUAUGCAUUAUUUUAAAGAGAAAUACUAAUUUAUACCAAUAGCACCUGUGUGUAAAUGCAACAAUCCCCAUUAAGAAAUGCAGAAAUAUGAAACCUCAUGUAGAUUUUCCAUGUAAAAUCUUUAUUAAAUAUCCCAACUUACAACAGUGAAAACCUGAGCCUAAACUUGAUACAUCACAGUGAUAGGAGUAUGGGCCUGGGGAGCGAACCUCUCACCAGAAGUCAUCUGGCUCUUCAGAAGCUGACAAACUAAAUCAGGAAAAGAAGUGAAAGUAAUUAGACAAAUGAUUUCUUAGAAAGCACCGACAAACUAAAUGGGCAGGUUUGGGGUUUUUUGAGGCAGAGACGUAUUUCUUUAAUGAUAGGACUUCUAUACUAUGGCACUUCCCUAACCUUCUUCACAAUUUAUCACGUAGACUUUGUUCACUCAAGCUUCAUCUAUAUGACAUCAAAAUUGAAAUUACAGAGCUCAAGCAUUAUCUAACAGCCAAGAGAAGCCUCCUACAUACCUUAAAUUUAGCAAAGCUAGUGUUAAUUUUGCUUGGAAUAUCAUACCUGUCAGCUUUAUCAUUAGACAGCAGGGUUUCUUCUAUUGAUGCUUCUUCCACAACCUCCUUUUUUGAGCUCUGAAAAGGAGAGAAAAAUAAAUGUAAAAUAUUUUAUAUAUUUGGUAUGUUAUAUAAAUUUUGUAAUUUAUAAUUAGAACAUACAAAAAGGUGAAAAUUAAAAAUAAAAAAUACCUGAUAAAUUAGCCUUUUUAGUAGCAUAGCACAAUUACCUAUAGUUUGUAUUCUCAAGUACUUAAAUGAGGAUCUACAAAGUACUAAGUUAUUACUACUGUAUUCAGUUACUUGUCUAAAGUGUAUUUAGUUUGCCCCCAAAUACAAGGGUUGUAUAGAGGCAGGCAGGGACUAUGUUUUUCCCUCUUUAAAAUAAAAAACACUAAUUUCUAUUAAAUUGUGUUGUCUGAUUGUCAUGACAUAUAACUGAAACAAAAGUGACAGUAGUUCCUAGAAAAAUUUUAACUAUGUGAAAUAAUCAUGCUUAGUUAAUCUCUAUUAUGAGAUAAUAAAAUGGUGCCUCUA
This is a messenger RNA of Trichosurus vulpecula (common brushtail), 6467 nucleotides long. RefSeq names its product glycoprotein M6B (gene GPM6B). Bases 545 to 1411 code for a protein of 288 amino acids. The transcript is spliced from 7 exons. The record is from RefSeq and is a predicted model, not a curated record. NCBI's taxonomy places the organism in Eukaryota, Metazoa, Chordata, Mammalia, Diprotodontia, Phalangeridae. Gene Ontology annotation, biological process: axon development; central nervous system myelination. Gene Ontology annotation, molecular function: structural constituent of myelin sheath. Gene Ontology annotation, cellular component: myelin sheath; plasma membrane.